This is a messenger RNA of Oncorhynchus keta (chum salmon), 1143 nucleotides long. RefSeq lists its product as uncharacterized. NCBI's taxonomy places the organism in Eukaryota, Metazoa, Chordata, Actinopteri, Salmoniformes, Salmonidae. The record is from RefSeq and is a predicted model, not a curated record. The coding region runs from base 1 to 1143 and encodes 380 amino acids. The transcript has a single exon.
AUGACAGGGCUGUGGAGGGGUCUGGGGAUCAGACAGGGCUGUGGAGGGGGUCUGGGGAUCAGACAGGGCUGUGGAGGGGGUCUGGGGAUCAGACAGGGCUGUGGAGGGGGUCUGGGCAUCAGACAGGGCUGUGGAAGGGGGUCUGGGGAUCAGACAGGGCUGUGGAAGGGGGUCUGGGGAUCAGACAGGGCUGUGGAGGGGGUCUGGGGAUCAGACAGGGCUGUGGAGGGGGUCUGGGGAUCAGACAGGGCUGUGGAGGGGGUCUGGGCAUCAGACAGGGCUGUGGAAGGGGGUCUGGGGAUCAGACAGGGCUGUGGAGGGGGGGGUCUGGGCAUCAGACAGGGCUGUGGAAGGGGGUCUGGGGAUCAGACAGGGCUGUGGAAGGGGGUCUGGGAAUCAGACAGGGCUGUGGAAGGGGGUCUGGGCAUCAGACAGGGCUGUGGAGGGGGUCUGGGGAUCAGACAGGGCUGUGGAGGGGGUCUGGGCAUCAGACAGGGCUGUGGAGGGGGUCUGGGCAUCAGACAGGGCUGUGGAGGGGGUCUGGGCAUCAGACAGGGCUGUGGAGGGGGGCUGGGCAUCAGACAGGGCUGUGGAGGGGGUCUGGGCAUCAGACAGGGCUGUGGAAGGGGGUCAGACAGGGCUGGAGGGCUGGGGGGGUCUGGGCAUCAGACAGGGCUGUGGAAGGGGGUCUGGGCAUCAGACAGGGCUGUGGAGGGGGUCUGGGGAUCAGACAGGGCUGUGGAGGGGGUCUGGGCAUCAGACAGGGCUGUGGGAGGGGGUCUGGGCAUCAGACAGGGCUGUGGAAGGGGGUCUGGGGAUCAGACAGGGCUGUGGAGGGGGUCUGGGGGAGGGGUCUGGGCAUCAGACAGGGCUGUGGUGGGGGGUCUGGGCAUCAGACAGGGCUGUGGAGGGGGUCUGGGCAUCAGACAGGGCUGUGGAGGGGGUCUGGGCAUCAGACAGGGCUGUGGAGGGGGUCUGGGCAUCAGACAGGGCUGUGGAAGGGGGUCUGGGUAUCAGACAGGGCUGUGGAAGGGGUCUGGGCAUCAGACAGGGCUGUGGAGGGGGUCUGGGCAUCAGACAGGGCUGUGGAGGCUUGAAGAGUUACGUUCACCAGGGCUUCCAGGCCCCAUUGACUCUCAAUGA